AUGGUCGACUACUACGACCGCAACAUGUCGGGCAGUGACGACGAAUUCCAGCCCCACGUGCAACCCGGCAUGACCAAGGCGGAAUUGCGACGGAGCAACAAGCCGAUAAUGGAAAAGCGACGUCGAGCAAGGAUCAACCAAUGUCUUGACGAGCUGAAGAGUCUGAUUCUUGAGGCGAUGAAAAAAGACCCGUCCCGCCACUCGAAGCUGGAGAAGGCCGACAUCUUGGAGAUGACGGUGAAGCAUCUUCAGACGGUCCAACGUCAGCAACUGACUGCAGCAGUGGCCACCGACCCCGCGGUUCUGACCAAAUUCCGGACCGGCUUCUCAGAAUGCGCAACCGAGGUCUCCCGCUACGUCAGCCACCUCGAAAACGUGGACCCCGCCGUGAAGCAGCGCCUGGUCUCGCACCUGAACAACUGCGUGAGCAACCUUCAGCAAAUGGCGCCCUUCUAUGGACACUAUGUGCCGUAUAUUCCGGAGCGACUGUUCCCGGAAGUCAAGGUGGGGUUCCAGAGCGAGUACCAGAGCGGUGACGAGAACAACAACGGGAGUGCCAGGAUCCAGAUCCCCAGCGGGGUGCACCUGAUCCCCAGCAGACUUCCCACGGGAGAGCUGGCCCUGCUAGUGCCCCAGUCGGCAGGGAUCGCCGCGAACUUCCCGUUUUUUCCUCCAGCCAAUGAGGCCUCCUCAAGGGUCGGCCAGUCUUCUGCGUUCACAGCCGUGACCAGAUCUCAUAGUCCUCUGGUCAGCCCUUCGACGUCCACCUCCAGCAUCGGCGAAGACGGACCCCACUCGCCCGGUCAUCGCCGGUUCAAGGCUCCCGAUGGUUCAUCGGGGAAUAACUUCUCGUCUCCGGAAAUGCAGCUCGCCAAGCAACUGCCACAAUCUCCUGCACCUCCAGCUCCGAUGGAGCCGAAACUUAGAGGUCUCGACUGCGUCCCUGCUGUGGCGGAUGUUGCACCUGUGGGCGACGCGGUUGCGGCGUCCCCGACCCAGGCAACUCUUCACAGUCUGAGGCAACCUCUCACCGUCAUCACGGAUAAGAGUCAAAACAGGUCCACGAUAGUUCCUGCCAAGAAGGAAGGGCUGAAGAGACACAGAUCCGAUGGCCUCUUGACCAUUUCGGAGAAGAGGCUGAGGUUCGAGGCCGUAACCUCGACCACUACCCUGAUGCCGCCCAGCAGGUCUUCAUUGGCGAAUGUCUCCCAGCACAGAGACCAAGACUCUGGGAAGGUCGUCGGUUCAGCUUCCUCGUCCUCGACUUCCUCUGCCUCGGUUUCGUCGACGACAAACGGGAAUUGCAAGGGCCCCGAAUUUCCAUCGUCCACGGGAGUUGGCGACAUGUGGAGGCCCUGGUGA
Molecule: messenger RNA, 1362 nt
Organism: Orussus abietinus
Lineage: Eukaryota; Metazoa; Arthropoda; Insecta; Hymenoptera; Orussidae
Gene: dpn
Product: transcription factor HES-1-like
Exons: 3
Coding region: 1-1362 (453 amino acids)
Biological process (GO): regulation of neurogenesis; anterior/posterior pattern specification; regulation of transcription by RNA polymerase II
Cellular component (GO): nucleus
Molecular function (GO): RNA polymerase II cis-regulatory region sequence-specific DNA binding; protein dimerization activity; DNA-binding transcription factor activity, RNA polymerase II-specific
Source: RefSeq, a predicted model, not a curated record